AUGUCCUCAGACACUCCUCAGACAGUUCCUCCACCGUUUGCCAAGUGGCCAGAAGAUGCGGAAAUAAAGACGUUCAAGGGCCGCUGCCACUGCGGCAAGAUCACCUUCGAGUUUGAUCAUCCCGCGCUUGAAGUCCAAAAACCCACGUCGUGCAAUUGUACCAUGUGUACACGCACUGGCGGUAUCUAUAUCUACGGUCCAGAAAGUACACUACGCGUCACCAGAGACGAACCAGCGGGAUUUAUCAGCAAGUCAGGGCGCGCUCACCACCGUUUCUGCCCGAGCUGUGGCAACAUGGUGUUUUGGACUGGAAUGGGACGUGCUGGUGCCAAUGUCCGCAUGUUUGAUGAGGUGGAGAUGGAGAAGCUUCAAGUUGGAACUUUUGAUGGCAGGCACCUUCUUUGA
This is a messenger RNA of Fomitiporia mediterranea MF3/22, 405 nucleotides long. RefSeq lists its product as uncharacterized. NCBI's taxonomy places the organism in Eukaryota, Fungi, Basidiomycota, Agaricomycetes, Hymenochaetales, Hymenochaetaceae. The coding region runs from base 1 to 405 and encodes 134 amino acids. Gene Ontology annotation, molecular function: carbon-sulfur lyase activity. The record is from RefSeq and is a predicted model, not a curated record. The transcript is spliced from 2 exons.